AUGGCAGAGGCAGCCAAGACUUACGCUCUGACAUUCACAGCUGUCAUUUUAGCAACUUGUAUGGAACUUCUCGGCGAACCAGCGGUUGAAGCACUGGUCGUACUCCCGCUUCAUCUCCGUGCAGGCCUCGCCGACGCUGUUCAUGGCGACCGCAGCACCGACGGAGCCGACCCUCCAAGCGCGAACACGGAAGUAAGAGCGACUUCCGCCUUUUGCGCAGAGAAGCGGGGUUACGUGCCGACGCGCUUCCGGAGCGCCGAACCGGAGGAAGGCAUGUGGGCUCGGCGGCUCGCCGGUGUCUUCCGUGCGGGGUUUUGCUCUCGGGCUGGCGUUGCUGAAGGGGGUCCCCCCGCGCAGCCUAGGGAAGCAGGGGCCCACCGGAAUAAAAAAGUAACUUUGGAAUUGCUCAAUCACCUGGAGCGCCUAGCGCUUGUCGAUUUCCGCAAUCAGGAAGGUGUGGAGCGUUUAGAAAAAGCCAUUGAAUUUGCUGAAAAACUUCAUGCAGUUAAUACAGAUGGAGUAGAGCCGAUGGAUUCAGUACUGGAAGACAGGUAUCUGUACCUCAGGGAAGAUGAAGUCACAGAAGGCAACUGUGCAGAGGAGCUACUGGAGAAAGCCAAGGAGACCAUUGAAGACUAUUUUGUAGCUCCACCAGGUAACAUCCCUUUACCACAGCUGGAAGACAGGAGUUUUCUGUAUAAAGAAGAGUCCUAUGCUCUACAACAGAAGCCACAAUAGACUUCUUCAGCAGCCAGCAUCUACUCCAUGAAACUGCAUCCUGGAUAAACCUUCACCACAUCCCUUGUGCAACUUGACCGUUCUCUCUGAAAUGACUGCUGUUUCUGUACUGCUUAGGCCUAAGUUAUUAUUGACACUGGCAUUUUUAAAUUGUGUAUAAAUCCAACAAUGAGGACAACAAUCCAACCCAGUUAAGUGUCCUUAAUCCUUGUUAUUUCAAUUGGUUUCGGGUGUACCCAACACAAUUUUUCGUUAUAUGGCCAAAAUAUUUUCACGACCGUAACCCUUUUGCCCCUUCAAAAACAAAACACCCAAAACCAAACUUUCUACUUCUGAAGGGGAAAUGGUUUUAGAAAAAUGACCGAGAAACCAGAUAGCAGAAUGUAGCAGAUUUCUGAGCUCUGUAUAUUGAAAGGAGAGUGAUCACAGCAAGGACCGAUGUGUCAUUGUCCAGUGUUCUGUGUCUGGAUAAGCAGACUGACAUAUUUGGGGAGCAGAAUCUCAAGGAUAUCCAGCUGUCAAAGGUGCCCAAGGAUGGAGUGGCUGUCUGUGAUGCGCAGAAUGAUACGAGAUGAAAGAGGGAAGACGGAGACUUCUGGCAGUUUCUUCCUACCCAGCCCCAGAGAGAUUCUGGGCUAGCCUACAUCUCUCAAAACAUGGGAGAAGUAUAGGUGUGAUGUUUAAUGGUACCAGAUUCAGGGAACAAGUUGUAUCAAGUGUUUCACAGAUAGAUAAAUGCAUAAAGGAACCAUUAUUUAAAAAAACCACACACAUAAAAAGUUGUGAGAAAUAGACAAUAGGAUCUUUGUUUUCCUGGGAAACAUAUGGUAGACCUUUGGAACAAGCAUGUUGCUCAAUGGUAUUUGUGAUGCUAUUCUAACAGAAUGUUGCUGUAGAGUUAAUUCAUGAGAUUGGCUCAUGGUUGGGUACUUACAAAACCUGAGAGCACAGAAUAGCAAUAUUUGGUUUAGAAUGGGAAUCAAAACGCAGUGUAGCACAUUAUCCUCAACUAGAUUUGUCAUUUUCAAAUUGGCAUAUGAAUUUCUGCUUCAGAAAAGGAAACAGUAGUUUUUAAGAUACUGUUGAGCUGUAUGUAAUAAAUAAUUUGCUGAUCUGAAGUGCAUUUCCUCAUCUGCAGCCCUCCAGAUGUUUUGGCCUACAACUCCCAUGAUCCGUAGCUAACAGGACCAGUGGUCAGGGAAGAUGGGAAUUGUAGUCCAAAACAUCUGGAGGGCCGAAGUUUGGGGAUGCUUGAUGUAUAACAUAUGCAGUCUGACCUUUUAUUUAUAUAAAAAUCCCAUGGACACCAGUAGCACAACUCUAUUGUAAGCAUGGAUUGGAUUGCAGCCUUAACAUGAUACAGCACACUUAAUAGUUUAACUUAGCUCCAAACCUGAAGUUAGACCUUCUUUACAGCAGUUACAAGGCUUAACAAAUAUUAUCCAGGCCAGCACUUAAAUAAACUAUCACAUAAUCAGGGAAUGCUUUCUCUGUGGUUGCAGGCAAGAUAGAAAAGUGAGCCUCUAAGCAUGCAAUAGUGUCUUUGCCAGGAAGCCCUCUAGGCUUGAGGCAACUACAACUUCAUAGGUAUGAAAUGGAACAUCUCGUUUUACAUGUCAACUACAACAAAACUUUAAUUUCAAAGGUUUACAAGUCAAGUAGCAAUGGGGCUUUAAUACAGCUUUAUUAACUGAAUUUAUAUUCCGCCCUGCCUCCC
Molecule: messenger RNA, 2455 nt
Organism: Zootoca vivipara (common lizard)
Lineage: Eukaryota; Metazoa; Chordata; Lepidosauria; Squamata; Lacertidae
Gene: GATC
Product: glutamyl-tRNA amidotransferase subunit C
Biological process (GO): glutaminyl-tRNAGln biosynthesis via transamidation; mitochondrial translation; regulation of translational fidelity
Cellular component (GO): mitochondrion; glutamyl-tRNA(Gln) amidotransferase complex
Source: RefSeq, a predicted model, not a curated record